This is a messenger RNA of Penicillium maclennaniae, 1398 nucleotides long. RefSeq names its product KH domain-containing protein. Gene Ontology annotation, molecular function: RNA binding. The transcript has 10 exons. Gene Ontology annotation, cellular component: nucleus. NCBI's taxonomy places the organism in Eukaryota, Fungi, Ascomycota, Eurotiomycetes, Eurotiales, Aspergillaceae. The coding region runs from base 1 to 1398 and encodes 465 amino acids. The record is from RefSeq and is a predicted model, not a curated record.
AUGGCCGAUGACGACCGUCGUGUCAAGCGCUCACGCUUCGAUCAGACUGAGCCUGAGCCCCGGCGAUCCCGUUUCGAUCGCCGGUCGCGAUCUCCGUCUGGUCGUCAAUCGGAAUCCACUCGCACUCGCAGCCCACUGAGCCGUGAACCGCGUAGCCCUGCAGGCAAUGAGUCGGGAAAGGAUUCCCCUGCUGAUCCGGCUGCAGCAGCUGGCAUUCAGCAUGUCGAUGUACCUCCCAUCAUGUCGACCGCAAGCCCUGGAUUGCCAUCAGACUCGCCCUCGAACCAGAAUGGCUCUGACAAGCCCAAUCACGAAGUCUACGUCGCCGACGGGGACUACAUAAAAGACAUCGAGAUCAAUGACUUGCGCAAUCGCUACACCCUCACUAAGGGCUCCACUCAGAAGAUGAUUAAAGACGAAACUGGCGCCGAUGUCACGACCCGAGGAAACUAUUACCCGGACAAGAACAUGGCCACGGCUGCGAAACCUCCUCUUUACCUUCACGUAACCAGCACCAGCAAGGAAGGUCUCGACAAGGCUAUCCAGAUUAUCGACGAUAUGAUGAAGAAAGAGCUCCCCAACUUGGUUGACGAACGACGCUUCCGUCGUCCCCAACGGGAAGAAGUCGAGAGGGACGAAUAUGGUCGCCGUAAAUGGCCAGAUGAGCGUAUUCCCAUCGACCUUGAACCCAUUCCGGGAUUUAACCUGCGUGCCCAGGUUGUCGGCCAGGGUGGUCAGUAUGUGAAGCAUAUUCAAUCCACAACCGGCUGCCGUGUUCAAAUCAAGGGCAGGAACUCUGGGUUUAUCGAGAAUUCCACUGGUCGUGAGAGCGACGAGCCCAUGUACCUGCACGUUGCUGGCCCUGAUCCUGCUCAAGUUGAGCGAGCCAAGGAACUUUGCGAAGAUCUCAUUAAGAAUCGCGGUUAUGGUGGAAAUUAUGGUGACCGCGGUGGACGUGGCGGUGGUGACCGUUACCAGGGUGGCGGUGGCAGAGGAGGAUACGGAGGAGGCUACGACCGUCGUGACAACCGCAGUCGUCAAUCUCCCGGCCCUUCGGCUAGUCCUACCUCCCAGACCGCCCCUGCAGCUGGCAAUGCUACCGAUUAUGCUGCCCAGUAUGCUCAAUACUAUGGAGCUGACCCUUACGCUGCCUAUGGUGGUUACGAAAACUACGUCGCCUAUUACAACUACUACCAGCAGUAUGCCGCCGCUCAGCAGCAACAGCAACAACAGUCCCAAAGCCCUGCUCCUCCCCCUCCCGCGGGUGAAGCACCCCCUCCGCCUCCCCCAGGCUCUGGAUCUCCACCCCCUCCCCCGGUACUGGACCUCCUGGUGCCGGUGCGGGUAGCUACAGCAUACCUCCCCCCUCCCAGCGGUCCUCCUCCGCCCGGUUAUUAG